This is a messenger RNA of Lactuca virosa, 231 nucleotides long. The record is from the annotation of a GenBank genome assembly. Lineage: Eukaryota; Viridiplantae; Streptophyta; Magnoliopsida; Asterales; Asteraceae.
AUGAUUGGAUUACUCGGUUUGCUCGUGAGUAUGGAAGGCGAUGGAUCGUGGAGUGCAACUUCCUUAUCAGAGGAGGAGCAUGCGAUACUUCAUACCUCAGACCCUGUCGACACCUUGGAGAUGGAGGACAGUGAGGACAUUCACCCUGAUUAUACUCUAGCUGAGCACCCGUCAGAGCCAGUCCUUUCGCCAUACUAUAUACCAGCUGGGCUAAAGCUUCUCAGUUCCUAA